This is a messenger RNA of Adineta steineri, 1185 nucleotides long. The record is from the annotation of a GenBank genome assembly. NCBI's taxonomy places the organism in Eukaryota, Metazoa, Rotifera, Eurotatoria, Adinetida, Adinetidae.
AUGCUUUUAUAUUUUACUGUGUUGAUCUUAUGUGGAUGUAUUAAUGGCGCUCGUUGGACAGCUGAAAAAGCGAAUGCUUGGUAUGCUGAGCAACCUUGGUAUUUUGGAGCGAACUUUGUACCAUCGACUUCCGUGAAUGAAAUCGAUAUGUGGCAAACAUUUGAUACUGCAACCAUGGAACGAGAACUUGGAUGGGCUAAAGAUAUCAAUAUGAAUAUAAUGCGUGUUUUUCUUCAUGUUCUCUUUUAUCAACAAGAUGCUCAAGCAUAUUACAAACAAAUGGAUGAUUUUCUUACUAUUGCCGAUAGAUUUCACAUUAAAAUUGCUUUUGUUCUUUUUGAUGAAUGUUGGCGACCUGAACCCAAAUUAGGUCCACAACCAGAUCCUAUUCCAGGUCAACAUAAUUCUCAAUGGGUACGAUGUCCAGGUCAAGAAUCGCUUCUCGAUCAAACCAAAUGGCCUUUCUUAAAACAAUACACAACUGAUAUUCUUUCUCGCUUUUCAAAUGAUUCACGUAUAAUCUUCUGGGAUCUAUACAACGAACCUCAAUGCAGUCAACAAGUACCUAUCGUCUUACCAUUACUUCGUGAAAUUUAUUCUGCUGCUUUAACAGCUAAUCCUCAACAACCACUUACAUUUGGUAUUCUUCCUGAACCUUUAAAUGCUUCAUUAUCUGUAUUUGAAUUGGAAUCAUCUGAUAUAAUAACCUUUCAUAAUUAUCAACCUCUUGCAGAUCUUAUGGAACAAGUUGCUGGAUUACGAAAAUUCAAUCGACCAUUAAUUUGUACCGAAUACAUGGCUCGACCAGUUGGUAGUACUUUUCAUAUAAAUACUUUAUUUUUUCAUCAAGAAAAAAUUGGUGCAAUCAAUUGGGGACUUGUAGCCGGUAAAACACAAACAUAUUUUCCAUGGGGAUCACCAGAAAAUGCUUCUACUCCACUCGUAUGGUUUCAUGAUAUUUUUAAUGCCAGUGGAAAACCUUUUUCACCAUAUGAAGUACAAUUUUUCAAAGAUCUUGAUGGAUCAAUCACAACAAUAUCUACUUCAGUCACACCAACAUCUACUUCAGUCACACCAACAUCUACUUCAGUCACACCAACAUCUACUUCAGUCUCACCAAUAUCUACUUCUAAUAUAAUUUUAAUAGACAUGCUGCUUCUAUUCUUUUGUCUUUUUAUUUUUUAA